CACGCCUCGCGUCCAAUGAACGGACCGAGUGGAGUCAAAGAGGCGGGCCGUCACUGUACAAGAAGCACGCAGCCUCGGGAAAACGUGUCGUUGAUUUCUCCAGACGCCGUGCCAGCGGACAGAGACCGAGAACCCUCCAACAAAUCAAGACUUCCGAAGCCCCCCCACCUCCCCGAGCUCCUCGUCAUGGCUCUGGAUGGCUGUGGCCUGUUCUGCAAAUAUGUCCUGAUCAUUUUCAACCUCAUCUUUGCGGUGUUGGGCUGCGCCCUGCUGGGCCUCGGCCUGUGGCUGAGGUUCAGCGAAAGCACCAGAGCCAUCUUCCAAAUAGAGGAACUCAACUCCAGUGCCUUUGUGACGGUUGUGACCAUCCUGAUAGUCCUCGGCUCGGUGAUGCUGAUCGUGGUGAUUUUCGGGGACUACGGCACCUGCAACGAGAAAAGAUGCGCUCUGCAAGUGUUCACCGGACUUCUGUCCUUCCUGGCGGUGGCUGUAGUUGCCUGUGGAGUGCUCAGUUAUUCCAACAGGAACGCGGUUGGAGCGAGAUUCAUGGAGUUCUACGCCAGCAUGUAUACGCUGUACCUGACGAGCAAAGACAACCUGGUCAUCGCUGCCACUCUCAGUCUCAUCCACAAUACGCUGCACUGCUGUGGAGUGACCGGGAUCGCGCCCGUUGAGUGGGUCCAAAGCACCUGUCCCCCGCCCGACGGUUUCCUCGAGCACUUCAAGAUGCCUGGCUGCCCCGCCAUCAUCGCGACUUUCUAUGACAGUAAAGCACAACUGGUGAUGGGCGUCUUUGUGGGAACUGGGGCCCUUUUGCUCAUAGCUGCUAUUUGCAGCUCAACCCUCAGUAGAAAGAUUGGCCUGUCAAACUCAUCGGUUCAGUACAUCGUGCUUGCUCACUCCACCUCUGUGGUGUCUAACCCUCAACCGUCUCUGCAUGGAUUGGUCUCCCCUUCCUACCUUGACCAGGACCCAGUCGUCUUCACGCCCCUCUCUAUGGCCAACAUCCCGAUGGUUCAGUCCUAGAGCGCUUGUGUUGGGUUCCACUCUCACAUGUGCUCAAUUCGAAACCCAUGAGGCUCUAGAACAGAACUGUGUCGCUGUGUUCUCUUCAAAGCUGCACAAGUUCUGCACCGCUUUGCGCGCUCACUGCAAAGCGUCUCCAGCUUGCUUUUAAAAAGGAAACAUCCACCCUUUAAGGACCUAUGGCAAUAUCAUAACAGCACUUCAAAAAGGAUGUUGAAUUUGAAAGUUAUUGACCAAAUGCUGAUAUUUCAAGACUAAUUUACAUUGGUGAAUAAAAAGCAAUGUUUCUCAUGAAGCGAACACAUAUGUACCCAUUCUAGUUUUGCAUUUUUAAUAACCUAAAAAAAAGUUCUCCUAUUAGCUGCAAGCUUAUUUUUUCCUUGUCCCAUCAGUGAAAGUUGAUUUAAUCCGUUCAUGCAGUUAAACACAUAAUCCAGGGUUGGAUUUUUCCUUUCAGCAUAUACUUCACUAAACGUGUUGCCGUUUUCUUUACACAAGUGGCUGCAUCCAAGUUGCUCUAAUUCAGUGGUGGUUUUAAUGGUUCACUCGAUGGCUCUACUCCAUCCUGGCUCUUUACUUCUCCCCCCUGCCUGCAUCACAGAUUAUUGCCCUGGUCUGUGCCGUUAUCCUGCUGCAACAGACCAAGAGAAACCAGCAGGAGAUCACUGCGCACUAUACCACUGUGUACUGAAGAGGAUUUGGGUGUUCAACCAUUACCCUCCUGUGGCUCAGACAGCAUCCAGUGCUGGAACACAGGCUAAGGCACAGAACCAUUCUGUUUAGAAGUGUUCAUUUCCUUAAAGCUGUUGUGAAGUCACACAGUAGCUUUGUGUUGCUUUGGCUGUCUAGCUUUGCCAGUAUGGCGCUCAGAGUAAGUAAUCUGACAUUCAUUUAACCACAACGGCCAUUACACAUUUCGUAAUUUUUUUUAUUGAGCAUUGUGUUCCGCUACACCACUGCAGACACCUUUGUUGCAACAUGUGAAAGAGGAAAUGGCAACGAUGCACUCAUUGUGCUCAUCCAUUACAAUAAACACUUAAAUGGUUUCCCAAGUUGGAUCACGUAUUUGUUGAAAUUCAUAACUUUUAUUUUCAUGUCAAAGAUUUUUAUUUUGUGUGCUUUCUAGUCAUUAUGUACGCUUUGAGACAGUUAAGCCGACUGUAUAGACACGAUGGUUUGCCACUUUCUUCACAUUCCAAAAAAAAAAAAAAAAAAA
This is a messenger RNA of Gasterosteus aculeatus aculeatus (three-spined stickleback), 2242 nucleotides long. It is a transcript of the gene cd9r, whose product is annotated as CD9 molecule related. Gene Ontology annotation, cellular component: plasma membrane. NCBI's taxonomy places the organism in Eukaryota, Metazoa, Chordata, Actinopteri, Perciformes, Gasterosteidae. The record is from RefSeq and is a predicted model, not a curated record.